UCCGGCGGAAGUAAACAACAAGGCGCUAGCAUCGUUAGCUUCCAGGUUUUCUUCUGUUUAUCGUCGGUUUUUGCUGUGUGAGCUGAAUAUUUCAGAGUCUGCAGUAACAACAUCUUCGGUUCAUCAUCUGAGAGAAUUGAUCAGAGAGCGACUAACUGCUGCUGCUGGAGAAAUAUUCAGAAACAUCGUUCAUUAGGAGGAAGAGAUCGAUCAUCAGCUCAGACUGCUGGAUAUCAGCUGGAAAACCCAGAUCAGAUCAGAACCUACAGGCCUUCCACAGCAUCAUGUCUGUUACUACUUGGGAGGUUCUUGAGGACCACCUUCUCAAAACUGAAGAGAGGAACUCUGUUCUUGACCACAAGAUGCCAAACGUUGCAGAAAUAAAAGAGGAACAGGAGGAAGCAGAAACACAGCAGUUGUGUGUGCCAAAAAUGGAACCAGAACAUCAAGCAGUUCGAGAAGAACAUAUUGAACUGCGGAUCUUUGAGGAUGAAGGUCAGCUUUUAGUGAAGCAAGAGGCCAGCACCUCUAUGGUGACUCCUGCCUAUCAGGAAAUAUUCAACCAUAUACCAGAACUGCAGCAGAUCACUGAGAUAAAGGAGGAACUAGAACCUUUACAAAAUAAAGAGAAACAAGAACCAGAACCUUUGGAGAUUAAAAAGGAACCAGAGGAUCAUUGCAGUAAUCAGGAUGAAGACCAGCUUGCAGUGAAGCAGGAGACUGAUAGCUUUAUGGUGACUCCUACUAAUAAGCAAGAAGACAACAGUGAACCAGAACCAAACAAGAACCUGCUCCUUUCUGCAAACUGCCCUGAAGAUGAGAACCUACAUCAACAGAGAAGGAACCAGAAAGACUCAGGAUCUAGUAGAGAUAAGGACCUUCAGCCAGAGAAGAGACACCAGGACACCAGAAAUCACAGGGACAAUGUGGACAAGUCAAAACCAAAAAGACAUAAAAAAAACACGGCUUCUUGUGAAAUAUGUGGUAAAUGUUUCAGAACACGUAACUAUUUACCUGUGCACAUGAGAAUCCACACAGGUGAGAAGCUGUAUCCUUGUGAAGUGUGUGGUACAUCUUUCAGACACAUAGAUUAUUUGAAUAAACACAAAAGAACUCACACAGGUGAGAAUCCUUAUUCUUGUGAGUUUUGUGAUAAACCAUUUAAAAAUGGCAGUAAUUUGGCUCGUCACCUUAGAACUCAUACAGGUGAGAAGCCUUAUUCUUGUAAGUUUUGUGACAAAUCUUUUCGACAAAGUCAACAUUUGGCUCGUCACCUUGGAACCCAUGAAGAAGAAAAGCCUUUCUCAUGUGUGACAUGUGGAAAAGGUUUCAUCUGGAAAUCUGCUUUAACUUCGCACAUGAGAACUCACACAGGUGAGAAACCAUUUCCUUGUGAAGUGUGUGAAAAAUCUUUCAAAGCACAUAGCAGUUUGGCUCGUCACCUGACAACACACGAAGAGGAGAAGCCUUUUUCAUGUCUGACCUGUGGAAAAGGUUUCAUCUGGAAAUCCGCUUUAAGUUUGCACAUGAGAACUCACACAGAGGCAAAAACUCUGGCCUGGGAGGUCUUAAGUGAGGCCACGGAGAAGGACUACUGGUCGACCUCAAAGUGAUUUUGGCAAACCGUCCGAAACCUCAGGAGAGGGAAGUGGUGCUUUGCCUACACUGUUCAUAGUGGGAGUGGGGAGCUGCUGACCUCAACUGGGGACAUUAUCGUGCGGUGGAAGGAGUACUUUUAGGAUCUCCUCAAUCCUGCCGUCAUGCAUUCCCUGGUGGAAGCAGAUGCUGGGGACUCGGGGUUGGACUCGUUCAUCACCCAGGCUGAAGUCACCGAGGUGGUUAAAAAGCUCCACCCGCUUCAGGGGUGGAUGAGAUUCGCCCUGAGUACCUCAAGUCUCUGGGUGUUGUGUGGCUGUCAUGGUAGACACGCCCCUUCAACAUUGCAUGGUGGUCGGCGAAGUGAAAUUAGAAGGGAGACCAGAGGGUGUGUUCCAAUUACAGGGGGGAUCACACACCUCAGCCUCCCUAGUAAGGCCUAUGUCAGGGUAUUGGAGAGGAAAGUUCAGCCAAUAAUCGAACUUCGGCUUCAGGGAGAACAAUGUAGUUUUCACCCCAGCCGUGGAACACUGGACCAGUUCUACACCAUCUGCAGGGUGCUGGAUGGUUAAUGGGAGUCCGCCCAAUCGGUCCACAUGGGUUUUGUGGACCUGGAAGGAAUCUGACCGUUGCCCUAGUGGUGCCCUGUAGGGGGCACUCUAAGAAUCUGGGGCCCUUUAUCAGGGGCCAUUCGAUCUCUGUACAAGCGGAACAGGAGUUUGGUCUGCAUUGCCGGCACUAAGUCGGACUUGUUCCCGGUGCAUGUUGGACUCCGGCAGGGCUGCCCUUUUUCACUGGUCCUGUCCAUAACUUUCAUGGACAGGACUUCUAGGCGCAGCCAAGGGCAGGAGGGGAUCUAGUUUAGGGACCAGUGGAUAUCAUCUCGUCUUUUUGCAGAUGAUGUGGUCUUGCUGGCCCCUUCUAGGCAAGACCUACAGCAUGUAAUGGGGCAUUUCACAGCUGAGUGUGAAGCGGCUGAGAUGAGUAUCAGCUCCUUCAAUCCUGAGGCCAUGGUUCUCGACCGGAAAAGUGUGGCUUGCCUUCUUCAGGUUGAAGGGGAGUUCCUGCCUCAGGUGAAGGAGUUCAUGUAUCUCGCGGUCUUGGUCACGGGUGAGGGGAGAAUGAUGUGGGAGGUAGACGGCUCCGUGCAGCCGCCGCAGUAGUGAGGAAGCUGUGCCGGUCCAUUGUGGUGAAGGUAGAGCUGAGCCGAAAAGUGUAGCUCUCGAUUUACCGGUGGGUAUACUUUCUUAACCUCAUCUAUGUGCAUGAACUUUGGGUCAUGACCAAAAGAACGAGAUCCCAGAUACAGAUAGCAAAAAUGAGCUUCCUCCACAGGGUGGCCAGGCACUCCCUUAAAGAUAGGGUGAGGAGCUCGGCCAUCCGGGAGGAGCUCGGAGCAGAGCCGCUGUUCCUCCACAGAAUGGAGUUGAGGUGGCUCCGGCAUCUGUAUUGGACAUUUCCUGGAUGCCUCCCCCGGUGUUCCAGGCACGUCCUACCAGGAAGAGGCCCAGGGAACAGCCCAGGACAUGUCUCUUGGCUGGACUAGGAACGCCUUGGGCUUCCCCCAGAGGAGCUAGAGCAGGUGUCUGGGGAGAAGGAAGUCUGGGCGUCUCCACUAAGUCUGUUGCCCCUGCGACCUGGUCCCGGAUAAAGUAGAGGACGACAAUGAAACGCUUCUUCUUUGUGUUGUCUUAUUUUCCCAGAUAGGUUUCAAAGUUACUGAAAGACUGAGAAAUCUUGCUUUGACUGAAAGCUAAUUCUUAAUGAUUGACUGUCUUUACCGUUUGGAGUCCUUGACAAACUUAUGUUAUUAUUUUUGCAUAAUUAUUGUUUUCCAAAAGUGUUCCAAUCACAAGUCACAACGCUGAUAGGUGCCUUUGAUACAUUUUUACAUGCAAAUGUGUCUUAGGACAAGUCCAGAGUAGGAUCAUACUGGUUCAUAUUCACUUUUUCAUCUUAAGACUCACUAUUUUUUCAUUUAAUAUUUAAAGUAAUUAUAUUUUGGUAACAUUUGCUGCACCCAGAAGUCUCUUUGUUUUUUGCAUACAUUGGGCCACAUUGUAACAAUUCCAGUAAUAAUAAAUAUAAAAUGAUCACAGAUUGGUGGGGUGUGCAAUGCAGCUGUGGAGCAUGUCUUGUGCCUGCACUGGGGCGGAUGGUGGGUUGUGCUCGGCCUGGAGCGGCUGGUGUGCUUUGGGGUGUGCUGGCUCACUCCCGAUAGCUGCUUGCCAGGGCCGGGAUUCCUGGGCUCUGUCGGGCCUCUGCUUGGGGAGUGAUGUGUCUCAGGUCUCUGGGUCCAUGGCUGGAUCUGCUCAGGUG
Molecule: messenger RNA, 3915 nt
Organism: Girardinichthys multiradiatus
Lineage: Eukaryota; Metazoa; Chordata; Actinopteri; Cyprinodontiformes; Goodeidae
Product: zinc finger protein OZF-like
Exons: 3
Coding region: 285-1613 (442 amino acids)
Biological process (GO): regulation of transcription by RNA polymerase II
Cellular component (GO): nucleus
Molecular function (GO): RNA polymerase II cis-regulatory region sequence-specific DNA binding; DNA-binding transcription activator activity, RNA polymerase II-specific
Source: RefSeq, a predicted model, not a curated record